GUUUCGUUCCUAGUUCAUUGUUUCUUUCCGGAUCCAUAACAAAGUGACACAGUCUUUGCUUUGGUGGAGGGAAAAGAAGAAAAAGAUGGCAGGCUCUAAAACAGCUGUGGUGCUGUGCAUGGAUGUGGGGCUUACAAUGUCCAACUCUGCACCGGGGGAAGAGUCUUCCUUUGAACUUGCCAAAAAAGUCAUCCAGAAGUUUGUCCAGCGCCAGGUUUUUUCAGAGACGAAGAUUGAGCUCGCUUUGGUCCUGUUUGGCACAGACUCCACAGACAACCCUCUGAGCCAGGAUGGCCAGUACCAGAACAUCAGAGUACAUCGACACCUUAUGAUCCCUGAUUGUGAACUACUGAUAGAGAUUGAAAAUCAGGUCCAACCAGAGAGUCAGCAGGGUGACUGGCUGGAUGCCCUUGUAGUUUGCAUGGAUCUUCUUCAUACUGAAACAAAGGGGAAAAAGUAUGAUUGUCUCAACAUUGCCCUGCUGACUGACCUCAACACCCAGACCAAUGAAGAAAGCCUGGAGGUUAUCAUCAAGAACCUCACUCAGUCUGGCAUCACCAUGCAGUUCUUUUUGCCUUUCCCCGUGGAAGAGGAGAAGGAGGGUCAAGGGGAUUCAGAGAGAAGAGAUCCCGGUCACCCGGGGACAGGCAAAGGUCUGUCCAGGGAGCAGAAGAAAAACAUGGAAUUGGUGAAAGAGAUGAUGCUGAGCCUGGAUGUGGAGGACGGCCUGGAUGAAAUUCACACCUUCAGGAAUGCGAUCGAGGAGCUGUGCAUGUUCAAGCAGGUGGAGAGGCGACCCAUGGCCUGGCCCUGUCAGCUGACCAUAGGCAGCUCUCUCUCCAUCCGAAUCAUUGGCUACAAAGCAGUGACCGAUGAGAAGCUGAAGAAAAUGUGGAUUACAGUUGACGCUCAAUCUCACCAGAAAGAUGACGUGAAGAGAGAAACGGUUUACUGCCUGGACGAUGACAACGAGACAGAGGUGCAAAAGGACGACAUCAUCCAAGGUUUUCGUUAUGGAAGUGACAUUGUUCCCUUCUCCAAGGUUGAUCAAGAACAGAUGAAGUACAAGCACGAUGGGAAGUGCUUCGCUGUGCUGGGAUUCACCAAACAGAGCACGAUACGUCGUCAUCAGUUUAUGGGUUCUCAAAUCAUCAAAAUCUUUGCUGCGAAGGAUGAUGAGCAUGCAGGAGUGGCUCUGUCGGCUCUUAUCCGCGCGCUGAAUGAACUCCAGAUGGUGGCUAUUGUACGUUACGCUUAUAACCGCAUCAGCAACCCUCAGGUGGGCGCAGCGUUCCCGUGUAUCAAGCAGGACUCUGAGUGCCUGAUGUACGUCCAGCUGCCGUUCAUGGAAGACCUCAGACAGUUCACGUUUCCUUCUCUUGAAAACAAAAAGUUUUCUCCAUCAGAUGCUCAGCUGUCUGCUGUGGACUCUCUGAUUGAAACCAUGAUGUUGGUAGAAGAAGAUGAGAACGGAGAACAAAGAGACUUGUUCAAGCCCCAUCGCAUUCCCAACCCUGCCUUCCAGAGGCACUUCCAGUGUCUGCACCAUCGGGCAGUAAGCCCCGGUACCCCUCUUCCUCCGAUAGAGCCAUGGCUGAAAGCUGCUCUUGAUCGUCCUGAGGUUAUUACAGAACGCUGCCAGGAUCCACUUGACGUGCUGAAGAGGAAAUUUCCUCUCACUGAAGUGGAGAAGAAAAAGAAGCUUAAAACUAGUGCUCAGAUUUUUGGCAAAGAGUCAGAGGAGUCCGAGGCAAAGAAAGUAAAAGAAGACGAAGCAGAGGAGGAGUAUAACCUGGCCGACAUUGCUGAAGGCUCUGUUACCUCGGUGGGAAGUGUUGACCCAGCUCGAGACUUCCGCGCUUUGAUCAAACAGAAAAUUCUUCCGUUCGGAGAAGUCUGCCAGCAGCUGACUCACAGGAUAGAGCAGUUGCUAAGCAACAAGAACACACAGUACUACAUGAAAAGCAUCACCUGUAUCCAGGCUUUCAGAGAGCAAUCCGUUAAGCUGGGAAAUGCUGAACACUACAAUAGCUACCUUCAGUCCCUGAAAGGAAGCAUCCCAAACAGAGGACUAGAGGUGUUCUGGGAACUGCUCGUUCAAGAUGGUUUAACGCUGAUCAGCAAGGAUGAGGUGGAAGGAAGCACCGUCUCCAAAGCCGAAGCUAAUCAGUUUCUGGUUGCUGAGGAGAAGAAAGAGGAGGCAGCUCCUGCACCAGUUGAAGAUACUGGAGAUGUUGAUGACUUGCUGGAUAUGAUGUAAAGGGAAAAAAAGAUGGAAGAGUGUUUGCAGUGGACUUCAGAGAAAAGAAUGCACGCUCUCAGUCCAGCCAGACCAAACCAGUUCAGCCGUCCAUUGUUCCUUCCUCCCACUUGGAGUCCUGCCAUACUUUGUAACUCUGCACUUAAUGGAUCAACUGUGGUUUACACAUGCUGUCUAAAAGUACUUCACUUUAGAAAUUACAAAAAACAUUCCAUGUACUUCAGGCAAAGGCUUUCUGUGUUUUGUUUGAGAUUUUAAAAAUUACUGCAGUUCUUGUGAGUCUUAGGGUGGUACUUAUGUAGUAAUUAUGUCUACAGUAUGCAUUGAAAAAUAAAGAAACCCUUAUAGACUUUACAGAAGACAGAAAUGCAGUGCCCAACAAACUGACGGUUUAUUAUGAAAAAUCAUUAAAAGCCUUAUGGUUGAUUAAGAGCGCAUGACUUGCAUUACAUUUUUGUGUAUGAAAAUACUAGUUGGUCUUCUGACAAAAUGUAGCAAAGCACAAUGCUGUGACAUCAUUUGCAAAUUAUACAGUGCAUAGCAGACUAAACCAGUUUUGUGUUUAAAGCAUAGACUGUAUAAAAAAAAAAAAGAGAGAGAACGUUGCCACCAUAAUGCCAACCUUUGGUUUGUGGAUCACCAUUUUGAAUCCUUGACUUUAGCACUUUGGAGCCAGAAGGGACCAUAUUUGGGGGGGAAAAAGGGUGAAACGUGAGAAACUCUUGGAGGAAAAAAAACUUUUUCUGAGGCGGGAAUACCAAUUUAAUUAGGGCCAUGAGUAUGCUGACAAUGGUUCAAAAUGGAAAAAGUUUUGUCUCACUUACCCAUAUACAUUAUAUACCAAAAGUAUUCACUCGUCUACCUUCACAUGCAUAUGAACUUGAGUGACAUCCCAUUCUUAAUGGUUUAUUAUUGUCAGCCUACCCUGGGCACGUGUAACAACUUCAACUCUUCUGGGAAGGUUUAUGAGUGUGUUUAUGUGAAGUUUUGAUCAUUCUUCUAGAAGCACAAUUGUGAGGUCAGGCACUGAUGUUGGACGAGAAGGUUUGGCCCACAGUCUGAGGUCAGGACUGUGCAGCCGGCCAUUUGAGUUUUUCCACACCAAACUCGCUUAUCCAUGUCUUUAUGGACCUUACUUUGUGCACUGGGAACAGGUGUUCCCUAAACUGUUUCUACAACAUUGGGAGCAUAUAAUUGUCCAAAAUGUCUUGUUUUUUGUUGAGGCAUUAAGAGGGCAAGGGGCAAAGCCCCACUCCUGAAAAACAACCCUGACACUUUGCGUUGUGCUUGGAAACCUUUUUUUAUGAAGCUCUCUGUAGACUGUUGUUGGGCUAAUCUGAAGGCUACAUGAAGUCUUUAGCAAUUGACUCUGCAGGAAGUUGGUGACCUCUGCAUACUAUGACCCUCAGCAGCUGUUAAUCCUGCUCUGUGACUUUAUGUAGCCUACCACUUCAUGGCUGGGUUCCUGUCAUCACUUUGCUAUAAUACGACUAAGAGUUGACAAUGAAAUAUUUAGUAGCAAGGAAAUUUCAUAACUGGAUUUGUUGCACAGGUGACAUCCUAUCACGGUACCACACUGAAAUUCACUGAGGUCCUGAGAGCUUUCUUUCAUAAAAGUUUGCAGAAACAGUCUGCAUAUGGAGGUGCUUGAUAUUAUACACCCGUGGCCAUGGAAGUGGAAUGGAAUGAUUUGGAUGGGUGAGUGAAUACUUUUGGUAAUAUAGUGUAUAUUUAAAAAAAGUCUAGUCCCACUUAAAUGGAGUUACACAAGGCAGUAUCUGUAUCAUAGAUACACCCGCAACACAUCUUGGGCAGUUUUUGUGUCUCCUGUACAUCCUGAAGUGUAAUUUAUGGUCCUGUAAAUGUGUCUGUGUACACGUUUCUUUUCCACCCACCCCAGAUGCACUCCGGUGCAGUCCUCCCAACAUUCUGACUGCAUGUGUCUAGAAGCAGAUGAUGCAAGCGUCUGCCGAAUGUUGAUUCAUUGACAAGUGGGCCAGAAUAGAGCAGGGACUGCUAGCGGAGUUCACCGGGUUCAGGAAAACCAUUUAAA
Pelmatolapia mariae (spotted tilapia) is the source of this 4313-nucleotide messenger RNA. RefSeq names its product X-ray repair complementing defective repair in Chinese hamster cells 5 (gene xrcc5). Bases 86 to 2260 code for a protein of 724 amino acids. The transcript is spliced from 21 exons. Gene Ontology annotation, cellular component: Ku70:Ku80 complex; nucleus. Gene Ontology annotation, molecular function: DNA helicase activity; damaged DNA binding; telomeric repeat DNA binding. Gene Ontology annotation, biological process: DNA recombination; double-strand break repair via nonhomologous end joining; telomere maintenance. NCBI's taxonomy places the organism in Eukaryota, Metazoa, Chordata, Actinopteri, Cichliformes, Cichlidae. The record is from RefSeq and is a predicted model, not a curated record.